Messenger RNA from Patella vulgata (common limpet), 1030 nucleotides. Its product is annotated as ATP synthase subunit delta, mitochondrial-like. NCBI's taxonomy places the organism in Eukaryota, Metazoa, Mollusca, Gastropoda, Patellidae. Bases 105 to 584 code for a protein of 159 amino acids. The record is from RefSeq and is a predicted model, not a curated record. The transcript has a single exon. Gene Ontology annotation, molecular function: proton-transporting ATP synthase activity, rotational mechanism. Gene Ontology annotation, biological process: proton motive force-driven ATP synthesis.
AGGAAGACUAACUGUGCGCAUGACAUUCAAGAACUGUGAAGUGAAGGUCGAGAAAUUGCUCCAAGAACGUGAAGUUUAGACAAAUUUAAUUACAGCAGACCACAAUGUCAGUUUUAAGACACCUAACACGUACCAAUGGAUUAUUGGCAAAAGUUACCAGAGAAAUUUCCAAACGCAGUUAUGCAGACAUGUCAUUUACCUUUUCCUCUCCAGGAAAUGCUUACUACCAGAACGCCAAUGUGAAGCAAGUUGAUGUCCCUUCUUUGAGUGGUAGUUUUGGAAUCUUACCUGAGCACGUGCCCAGUUUAGCCGUUUUAAAACCAGGAGUAGUUACCGUAUUUGAAGAAGAUGGAUCCGUCAAAAAAUAUUUUGUCAGUGGCGGAAACAUUACCAUAAACGACGACUCGUCCGUACAAGUUUUAGCAGAAGAAGCCCACCCUGUUGACAGAUUAGAUGCACAAGCCAUACGAGACGGUUUAGCAAAGUCCCAGCAAGAACUUAAUUCUGCUACCACAGAACUAGCAAAAGCGCAAGCACAGAUAUCAUUUGAGUGUUAUGAAGCUUUGUCUAAAGCCUUAGAAUAACUUAUAAAUUUAUUUAAUUGGUGACGAAAACGUGCUGACUGUUGUGUAUCAAAGUAGAAACUAUAAAUUAACAAAAAAAAUAAAAAAAUUGUUAUUUGAUCGAGUGAAGUUGUUAUGAUCAGUUACUACAUACAUGACUGUCUGUGAAUGGACAUGUCACAACCAUCCUUGACUCUUAUUGAUAUUAUUAAUUAAAUUGUAAUUAAUGGCAGCGGUCAUCACGAGUCAAACCUCACAGGAAUACAAAGUCUGAGAUCUAUUAGUAUUAGUUAUAAUUUUCUUGAAGCUGAACAAAUGCUGUCGGCCUAUGAUAUAUCGCAAUGGGGAUGACAGGUCAUAGUUUUUGACAAAGCAUUGUCAUGUAAAUUUAUAGAACAUUUUCUGAUAUCCAACACUUCUACCACUUUCUUCUGUGAAAAUAUCCAAAAUAAAUUGACUUUAAAGAA